Linum tenue is the source of this 930-nucleotide messenger RNA. Lineage: Eukaryota; Viridiplantae; Streptophyta; Magnoliopsida; Malpighiales; Linaceae. The record is from the annotation of a GenBank genome assembly.
AUGGCUUCGGGUGGCAGCGAUCAGACUUUCCCUCCCCAACAGCAGAAGGAUCAGCCUGGGAAAGAACAUGUUAUGGACCCCACCCCUCAGUUCUCCAUCCCUGAUUACAAGCCCUCAAACAAGCUUCAGAGUUGUUUGGUUAUGGGGGGUGCUUACACUGCAGGGGAAAGUGGCGCUGGUGACGGGUGGCGAUUCAGGGAUCGGGCGAGCAGUCUGCCACUCCAAGGCGCCAAAGUUGCCUUCACGUUCGUGAAGGGGAAAGAAGACAAGGAUGCAGAAGACGUCCUCCAGUUGCUGAAGAAGGCGAAAAACCCUGACGCCAAGGACCCCAUCGCCAUUCCUGGCGACUUGGGGUUCGAUGAGAACUGCAAGAGAGCCGUCGACGAGGUCGCCAACGCCUACGGCAAGAUCGACAUCCUCCUUAACAACAACGCCGAGCAGUACGAGUCGAGCACCGUGGAAGAAAUGGACGAGCCAAGGCUAGAACGCGUGUUCCGCACCAACAUCUUCUCCUACUUCUUCAUGACCCGGUAUUUUCUAAUUUAUCCCUCUGUGGGACAUUUCGUCGAACACAGUGUCGGCAUGGUUUUCCUGAUCCUCUUAAUUUGUUCCCACCCUCUUCAGGCAUGCUCUGAAAUACAUGAAGGGAGCGCGAUCAUCAACACGACGUCGAUCAACGCCUACAAGGGGAACGCGGAGCUGCUGGACUACACGGCCAAUGGCGUUGCUCCGGGUCAGAUAUGGACUCCCUUGAUCCCGGCCUCGUUCAGGGAGGAGAAAGUGACGAGCUUUGGGAAGGAAGUACUGAUGCAGAGAGCUGGGCAGCCGAUGGAGGUGGCGCCGUCGUAUGUUUUCCUGGCCUGCAAUCAUUGCUCCUCUUACAUCACCGGCCAGGUCAUUCACCCCAAUGAGCCGGAUCUUGUGAUAUGA